AUGGGGAUUACUGUUGAAAGAUGGGAAUCAUUGUGGAAAGGUGGGGAUUACUAUAGAAAGGUGGGGAUUACUAUAGAAAAGUGGGAAUUACUGUACAAAAGUGGGGAUUACUGUAGAAAAGUGGGGAUUACUGUCGAAAGUAAAAUAUUGUAUUUUUUUAACACGCAACCUGCGUCUGCCGCGGGGGAGACGUCACCAGCGUCUGCCGCGGGGGAGACGUCACCAGUCUGCCGCGGGGGAGACGUCACCAGCGUCUGCCGCGGGGGAGUCACCAGCGUCUGCCGCGGGGGAGACGUCACCAGCGUCUGCCGCGGGGGAGACGUCACCAGCGUCUGCCGCGGGGGAGACGUCACCAGCGUCUGCCGCGGGGGACCAGCGUCUGCCGCGGGGGAGACGUCACCAGAGUCUGCCGCGGGGGAGACGUCACCAGCGUCUGCCGCGGGGGAGACGUCACCAGCGUCUGCCGCGGGGGAGACGUCACCAGCGUCUGCCGCGGGGAGACGUCACCAGCGUCUGCCGCGGGGGAGACGUCACCAGCGUCUGCCGCGGGGGAGACGUCACCAGCGUCUGCGCGGGGAGACGUCACCAGUCUCUGCCGCGGGGGAGACGUCACCAGCGUCUGCCGCGGGGGAGACGUCACCAGCGUCUGCCGCGGGGGAGACGUCACCAGCGUCUGCCGCGGGGGAGACGUCACCAGCGUCUGCCGCGGGGGAGACGUCACCAGCGUCUGCCGCGGGGGAGACGUCACCAGCGUCUGCCGCGGGGGAGACGUCACCAGCGUCUGCCGCGGGGGAGACGUCACCAGCGUCUGCCGCGGGGGAGACGUCACCAGCGUCUGCCGCGGGGGAGACGUCACCAGCGUCUGCCGCGGGGGAGACGUCACCAGCGUCUGCCGCGGGGGAGACGUCACCAGCGUCUGCCGCGGGGGAGACGUCACCAGCGUCUGCCGCGGGGGAGACGUCACCAGCGUCUGCCGCGGGGGAGACGUCACCAGCGUCGCCGCGGGGGAGACGUCACCAGCCGUCUGCCGCGGGGGAGACGUCACCAGCGUCUGCCGCGGGGGAGACGUCACCAGCGUCUGCCGCGGGGGAGACGUCACCAGCGUCUGCCGCGGGGGAGACGUCACCAGCGUCUGCCGCGGGGGAGACGUCACCAGCGUCUGCCGCGGGGGAGACGUCACCAGCGUCUGCCGCGGGGGAGACGUCACCAAC
Molecule: messenger RNA, 1211 nt
Organism: Procambarus clarkii (red swamp crayfish)
Lineage: Eukaryota; Metazoa; Arthropoda; Malacostraca; Decapoda; Cambaridae
Source: RefSeq, a predicted model, not a curated record